Molecule: messenger RNA, 1815 nt
Organism: Megalobrama amblycephala (Wuchang bream)
Lineage: Eukaryota; Metazoa; Chordata; Actinopteri; Cypriniformes; Xenocyprididae
Product: proteinase-activated receptor 3
Exons: 2
Coding region: 109-1260 (383 amino acids)
Biological process (GO): thrombin-activated receptor signaling pathway; positive regulation of Rho protein signal transduction; blood coagulation
Cellular component (GO): membrane
Molecular function (GO): thrombin-activated receptor activity
Source: RefSeq, a predicted model, not a curated record
AGAGAGGGUCUUGUCUCGUCUCGUCUCUCGGGCUUCAUUUGCAUUCCACACCCAGACAAAUUGUGUUAAGACUUUUUGAGUUGACCAAAUUGGACGUGUUUCUCAGUCAUGGGGAAAUUUUUUCUUUUCAUUUUGAUCGCAUUAAUUCUUCUGAACGCGACCCAGGCUAAAGAAGGAAAGAAGGCCAGGAAGAACAAACGAAACGUCACUGACAUCAUCAACCCGAGGACUUUUAAAGGAAACGCGGUCCCAGUUAACGUCCCUCUUCCUCCUAAUCGAACAACAGACCUGCAAACACGUGUCCCGUCUGCCGUGGUUGCUGUGGAGGAGUUGGAAGUGGAGUUACGCAGCAACAGCACGGCAAAGUACCUCCAAGGUACUCUGAGCAAGUGCUUCAUCCCAGCUGUCUACAUCAUAGCCAUCGUUGUCGGCAUUCCCGCCAAUAUCGCCAUUUUGGUCCUUGUUGGAACCAAAGUGAGGGUCGUUUCAUCUGCAAUUUUGUACUGUAGCUUAGCAGUGUCCGACUUGCUGCUGUUGUUCAGCCUGUUGCUGAAGACACAGUAUCAUCUCAAUGGGAACCAUUGGAUUUUCGGUGAAACCGCCUGCCGGAUCACAACCGCCUGCUUUUACGGCAACCUUUACUGCUCAGCUUUUACACUAGCGUGCAUUAGUGUCAAGCGCUACCUAGCCGUGGUUCAUCCUUUUCUCUAUAAGGGUUUGCCAAAGCGCACAUUCAGCACCUGGGGUUGCCUAACAGUUUGGAUUGUGUUUUUUAUCGCCCUACUCCCAGAAAUUCUAGUGCAACAAACCUACCACAUCGCACAUCUUGGAAUAAUCACAUGCCAUGACGUUCUUCCUGACAACAUAGAUUACUACCAGUGGCUUGACUAUUAUAACCUUGGCCUCACGUGUGUAGGGUUUUUUCUGCCCCUAGUGGUGACAGUAGCAUGUUACACUUCCAUCGUCUGGCACCUGAACCGUUCACACAGAGACUGGGCUCUUUACAUCAAAGCUAGCACGUUUAACUUAAUUAUUUUUGUCCUGUGCUUCGGCCCAAGCAGCUGUUUUUAUUUUGUGCAUUACAUCCUGCUGUCUGUUAGCACUACAGAGAGUUUCUACAUCUACUUCAGUGUGGCCGUGUGUCUGUGUUGCCUGCAUAGCGCUCUGGAUCCGUUUCUGUUCGCGAUCAUGUCCAGGACUGUUGGAAACAAACGCUACUUUCUUACACGCAAAGGACGCGCGCUUAGCAUCUCUACUUAAAGUCGACAUGAAAUGCAUGUUGCGCAACCCAUUUAGCUUCUGUAAUCCCGUGUAUUUCCAAGUGAAACAGGAUGUUUAAUGUGAACUUGUUAACAAUCGAAAUAGCCCCGGUCAUAAAUGGCACCCCAAACCCUCACAGUCUUCCUAUGAGUCCACACCUUUGUGAUGUAAUGGUGCUUUGACUGCUGGGUAAAGUCCUCUGUGUAGCUAAGCUGAAGUGCGCAUCGACGGCCGCAAAGGGGGCGCUCACGAGCACCCUUCUGAAACCUAAAAUGAGGAAUGGGACACCCUACGGUCUCGUGGUCUUAACGGACACGUGCACGCAGCCAUUGUAAGUCCUCAAGAACGAAAGUGUGCCAUUUGGGUUUCAGCCAUAGAAAGUCGUUUUAACGGCAGAAAGUUGUUGCAUUUUGAUAAAAGACUACAAGCACUUACACUACCGUUCAAUAGUUUGGGAUCAUUAAAGGAUUAGUUCACUUUCAAAUAAAAUUUUCCGGAUAAUUUACUCACCCCUAUGUCAUCCAAGAUGUCCAUGUCCUUCUUUCGUCAGUCGAA